GCUUCCGGCCGGGCGAGGAAGGGGCGGGAGGAGAAGGAGGAAGGGAAGGGAAAGGAAGGAAAGGAAGGGAAGGAAGGAGGGGAGGACGGAAGGAAGGAAGGAAGGAGGAGCUGAGGCGGCCGCGCACGGACCGGCGGGACCCGCCACGGGAGAUCCUGCGCGGCUCCCGCCGGGGCCGCCAGCCAUGCGCACGGCGGGAUGAAGCUGCAGGCGGUGGUGGAGCAGCUGCAGAAGCAGCAGCAGCAGCAGCAGCAGCAGCCGGCGGUGCCCAUGGAUUGCCGGGAGCGCCGCCGGGAGCCGCAGGUGCCCUUCCCGACGCCGCCGCCCUUCCCCGGCCAGCCCCGCGCCGGGCGCGCCCCGGGGCUGUCACCCGCCGUGCCCCCGGCGGUGUCACCCGCCGUGCCCGCGGGCAGAGCCCCCGCCGCGGCCAGCCGGGCCCUGGAGCAGAGCAGCGCGAACUCUGAGGACGAGGAGGAGGACGAGGAGGAGGAGGAUGACGAGGAGGAUGAAGAGGACGGCGCUGAGCUGGAGGACGGCUCCGGGGUGGCCGGCCAGCCGAGCUGCCCUGCCCUGCCGUAUUUCCGCGCUCCCAAAGGCGCCCAGGGCAAGCCCAGGGGGGGCUGUGGUGCCAGCCCCGUGCCCGGCGCGGGGCAGCCGCGGGGCAGGGAGCAGCCGGGCACGGCCCCGGCCCGCUGGCGCCUGGACGAGCAGCUCAAACAGAACGGCGGCGCCAGCUGGAGCGACGACGGCGACGGCGGCCGGGGAAGGGAGAUCUCCCGAGACUUUGCCAAGCUGUACGAGCUGGACAGCGACCCCGAGCGGAAGGAGUUCCUGGAUGACCUCUUCAUCUUCAUGCAGAAAAGGGGCACGCCCAUCAACAGGAUCCCCAUCAUGGCCAAGCAGAUCCUGGACCUGUACCUGCUCUACAAGCUGGUGACCGACAAGGGCGGCCUGGUGGAGAUCAUCAACAAGAAGAUCUGGAGGGAGAUCACCAAGGGCCUCAACCUGCCCACCUCCAUCACCAGCGCCGCCUUCACGCUGCGCACGCAGUACAUGAAGUACCUCUACGCCUACGAGUGCGAGAAGAAGUCUCUGAGCUCCCCGGCCGAGCUGCAGGCCGCCAUCGACGGCAACCGGCGCGAGGGCCGGCGGCCCAGCUACAGCUCCUCGCUGUUCAGCUACUCCCCGUCCCCGCCGGGGCCUCCUUCCCUGCUGUCCCCCCCCAAAAUCCGCUUCCCCAUCAUCGGCGUGGCACCAGGCAGCGCCACCAGCAACCCCCGCGUGUCACCGGCCCUCAGGAAAGGUGACGGCGUGCCCCUGACGGUGUCCAUGCCGAGCCGCGUGGCCGUGCCGGUGACGCUGGGUGGCCAGCAGGGCACCGUGGCGGCCAGGACGGCCACGCUGGAGCAGCUGAGGGAGAGGCUGGAGGCGGGAGAGCCCCCGGAGAAGAAGGUGCCGCGCAUGACGGAGGAGGAGCAGCGGCUGGUGCAGCAGGCGCUGCAGCGCAACCUGUUCAGCAUGGCCCGCCAGAUCCCCAUGAAGAUCAAAAUCAACGGCAAAGAAGACAAGGCCGACUCGGCGGCGGCGGCGCUGAACCUGUCCCCGAACGGCAUCGGCAGCAUCAACAUGUCCGUGGAGAUCAACGGCACCACCUACACGGGGGUGCUGUUUGCCCAGAAGCCCGUGGUGCAGCUCCUGGCCGGCUCGGGCACGCAGAGCUCGUGCAGCAGCAGCAGCAGCAGCAGCUCCAGCAGCUCCCACUGCUCCCCCAGCCCUACCUCAUCGCGGGGCACGCCCGGCGCAGAGCCCUCCACCAGCUGGUCCCUGUGACGGGCACUGCCCAGGCGUGCACACAUACCUCACCUCAAGGAACCUGCUCUCGUGGCUGCACAGCACCUGCAGGAUGAUGAUGAUGAUGGUGGUGGUGGUGAAACCUUUCCAUGCCAGCGAGUUCUCCUUCAUCAUCUCUUUGUGCGGCCUUUUUUUGGCUUUGUUCCCCCCUUUCCUUCCUCCCUUUUGCUCUUUGGUUCCUCCUCCUCCUCCCAGGGUGUGUGGUGCUCCCAUGGAGGAGGGGCACACCUGGCGUUUCUCAAUCAGGGAUGGCUCUGGGGCCACAGCUCCUGGCCAGGAUGUCACCAGGGCAGGGAAAGGGCCAGGGCUGGGCUGGGGGCCCUGGUUCAGCUGGAGCCCUGGCUCUGGGAGCCCUGGUUCUCUUGGGAGCCAUGGUUCUGCUGGAACCCUGGCUCUGCUGGAGCCCUGGCUCUGCUGGGAGUCCUGGUUCUGUUAGGAGCCCUGGUUCUCCCGGAGCCCUGGUUCUGCUGGAACUCUGGUUCUGUUGGGAGCCCUGGUUCUGCUGGAACCAGGGCCACCAGGGCUCUUCCCACCCACAACUCCAUGUUUUGACAAUCCUGAGAGCCGGGGGGUGCCUGGCCCUCUCCUCCCAUGGCAAUCUGCUUGUGUCCCUUCCUGCCAUGUCCCCAUGUGUCCCUCCUGCUCCUCUCCACGGUUCUGGCACCAUCAGCUGCUCAGUUCUGGCUGCUGCCACCUCACCCCUUGAGUCCUGAGUGUCCCUGAGGAGUGACACAGGGCCUGGGCCUGCUGGGGUUCCAUGUGCCCUGCUCUGUCCCCAUAGCAGGGUCACUCAGGUUGGUGCAGGCUCCCUGGAGCAGCUCUGGCAGCUCUGCAGGGCUGCAGGUGGGGUGUGAAUGUGGGCAUCUGGGGCUCUGAACUGUACCCGAGCAGGGCAGGCCUCCUGCUCCCAGGGAGGAGCAGAGCCAGGGAACCCAGCCCUGCCUGGCCCAGGGAACCCAGCCCUGCCUGGCCCAGGGAACCCAGCCCUGCCUGGCCCAGGGAACCCAGCCCUGCCUGGCCCAGGGAACC
Molecule: messenger RNA, 2880 nt
Organism: Passer montanus (Eurasian tree sparrow)
Lineage: Eukaryota; Metazoa; Chordata; Aves; Passeriformes; Passeridae
Gene: ARID3B
Product: AT-rich interaction domain 3B
Exons: 10
Coding region: 199-1830 (543 amino acids)
Biological process (GO): regulation of transcription by RNA polymerase II
Cellular component (GO): nucleus
Molecular function (GO): DNA binding
Source: RefSeq, a predicted model, not a curated record